UUCGCGAUUUGGUCACACUUGCCCCCAACUGAAUCCAAUCCGAAUCCGCAUCUUCGCAUCCGCAUCUGCAUUCCGCUGCCGAGGAAGAGCACCCAGUGGCCAUUCCGCCGACCAUGUCGCCCAAAUACACGCACGCGAUUGUGGCCAGAAUCUCGGACGCGCUGCUGGAGAACGGGAAGUUCGACGUGCAGCUGGCCAAGCAACAGCACGAGCAGUACUGCACCUUGUUGAGGAGCAUUGGCCUGGACGUGAUCGAACUGCCGCCGGAUGACCAGCUGCCCGAGGGCGUCUUCGUGGAGAACAGUGCCGUGAUCUGCAAUGGAGUGGCCCUCAUCGGAAGAUCAGAGCACGCCAAGCGGCGGCGGGAGGCCGAAAGCAUGGGCAUAAUCCUCAAAAAGGAACUAGACAUACCCGUCAUCGAGAUUGAGGAUCCACAUGCGCUACUCGACGGCGGCGAUGUGCUUUUCACGGGACGCGAGUUCUUCAUUGGAAUCUCGGGUUUCACCAACGAGGAGGGUGCCCGGGCUGUGGCCAUGGCCUAUCCCGAGUAUCCAGUGACGCCGAUUCGGGUGAACGGUUCGAAGAGGCUGAAGUACUAUGUGACCAUGGCUGGACCAGAUGUGCUAUGCGUGAGCAGUAGUCCCACCUGCCAGGAGAUCGUGAAACGGAUGGAGCGGGAGGCCAGCUUCACCUACCAAAAGCUGACUUUGCCCGAGGAGUGUGCGGCCAAUAUGCUGUACAUAAACGGAACGAUCGUACACAGAUCGCCGACGGAAAUUCCAAAAGCCUACAAGACUUUAAAAGACAAAAUCGACAUUCCAACACGCAACAUAAACAUUAGCGAAUUUAGCCAAUACUCCAGUGGACUGACCUCGUCGUGUUUGUUGCUGCGACGCUGGAAAUCCAUACGCAGCCUGUGAAGUCUGUGAAUCUCUGGAGGAGAUUAGGUGGAAGACAGGAGAAUUGCCAUGAGAAACAUGCACAACCGGAUGCCCAGGCAUCAGCAAUAUAUCGUUUUAUCUUAUUAUAGUUUAUACACAUCUCUUGUUAUUGUUACAACUUAAGAUUAAACCUCAAAUGCUAAUCAACCCGAUGGUGUUACUUUGCAACUCAAAUGUGUUACCUUAUACCUACACCUUGUGUGUAAUUCAAUCAGAGUUGGAAAGUGGCCUCAUUCGCCUUGGCAUUCGCAUUCCUUUAUGCCACUCACACUCCAUGACGAUGUUGAACGGAUAUCAAUGUAUUAUUAUGAUAAAAUUGCUAUUAUAAAUUGUAUCUACUUUACAAGUAGCUUGUUAAAUGUGUUCAGUGUCUGUCCUCGAAAUAAAUGCAACAUUUGUAAUCUCUUUAUAAACUUUAAAA
Messenger RNA from Drosophila elegans, 1362 nucleotides. Its product is annotated as N(G),N(G)-dimethylarginine dimethylaminohydrolase 1. The transcript has 5 exons. Gene Ontology annotation, molecular function: amino acid binding; dimethylargininase activity. NCBI's taxonomy places the organism in Eukaryota, Metazoa, Arthropoda, Insecta, Diptera, Drosophilidae. The coding region runs from base 114 to 920 and encodes 268 amino acids. Gene Ontology annotation, biological process: arginine metabolic process; positive regulation of nitric oxide biosynthetic process. The record is from RefSeq and is a predicted model, not a curated record.